This is a messenger RNA of Moneuplotes crassus, 858 nucleotides long. The record is from the annotation of a GenBank genome assembly. NCBI's taxonomy places the organism in Eukaryota, Ciliophora, Spirotrichea, Euplotida, Euplotidae.
UGAUUUGGAGUGUUUUAUACAACAAUGGUUCAAGAAAGGAAAUCAUUUACUUGCAAAUAAAAUUUAUAAGAAUUAAAAUUUUUACUCUUCAAAGCUGAUGUGAAGAAGCAAAAAUAACAUGGGUAUGUCUGUUAGCAGCAAUUUACCUGAGCUCAUAUUUUUAUGAACUUCUGACAACUAGAUAUGGACAAGCCAAGGGAAUUUCAGAUACUUAACUAUUCACCUGAUAGAGUUGUUUAUUCAUAUAGUACAAACCUUGAGAUGUAAAUUAUGAUAAGAUAUUGUUUGGGACCUCAAGAGUUUUAAAGUCUCUUCUAUGCUGGUUGAAAAUUAGGAUCAAAGAAGGAACUAGCUUAAUUUAUCAAAAUUUCCUUUGAAAGUUUUCAAAGUGGUUUGGCCAAGAUUAUUUGCUGAAGAGGGACAAAAAGAUCCAAUCUUCCUAUAAGGAGAAGUCAAGACUAGACACAUUCCCAAGACUCUUUAUUUUCUCAGACUUGAAAAUUCAUCUCAAUAAGGCUUUCUUAAAUAAGAUAAUAGAAUUUAGAGAUAAAUUUAGACAGAUGAUGUCUAUAAAAGCUCAAGAAAUCAGUGGCCAUUGAAAUGAAGAAAACUCGAUAAAAACCAUGUGCUUAAAGUAAUUGAAAAUGAGCUUCAAACUUGGGGAACAUCACAGAGUCCUUUACUAAUUACCCAGAUAAUUUAGUUUUAUGUGUCUGACUAUACUGAUAACUAGACUUUAAUUGAAGCAGAUCCCAAACUAAAAUCUACCACAUUUGGAGGUUUGUAAUGCCCUUAUUACCUCUUUUCCAUUAUGACGAGAAGGGAUUGUAAAUCAGCUAGAUGAUGGAAACAAUCAAA